This is a messenger RNA of Pelobates fuscus (common spadefoot toad), 1087 nucleotides long. RefSeq lists its product as uncharacterized. Gene Ontology annotation, biological process: biosynthetic process. The transcript is spliced from 9 exons. The record is from RefSeq and is a predicted model, not a curated record. NCBI's taxonomy places the organism in Eukaryota, Metazoa, Chordata, Amphibia, Anura, Pelobatidae. The coding region runs from base 225 to 1046 and encodes 273 amino acids.
CGCAUUUCCUGGUUUAAGUCACUUCCGCGUGUGCUAGGCUUCCUGUCUUACUUCUGGUUGAACAUGAAGUUGCUUAUGGCUGUCAGUUAAAGUAUUGGAAGUUUGACGGUGAGCCUUUACAUACAUUACAGAAAAGACAGAGUGAAGGCCACCUAUGGGCGUAUCUAAUACGUGUACAGGGUCUGUCCAGGCACAUUGUGGGCUCUGAAGAGGAAGGUUUUAAAAUGAAAGCUGUUAUCCUGGCUGCUGGCUAUGGAACACGACUUCUUCGAGACCUGCAUACUGAUAAGAAUGAACAAUUUAGACAUCUCAUAGGAAUUCCAAAACCAUUGCUCCCAAUUGGGGAGUGUCCUCUCAUAUCAUACUGGGUAGAUGCCUUGGAAGGAACCGAAAUUUCAGAUGUUAUUGUGGUUACCAAUGAUUAUUACCACAAUACUUUCAAAGAGUGGGCCCAGAAGUAUAAGUCUGUUACACUAAUAAGUGAUGGGUCCUCCAGCAAUGAGGACCGGUUGGGUGCUGUGUCAUGUUUACAGUUGGCCAUUGACAAACUAAAAGUAAAUGAUCAUAUACUGGUCAUUGGAGGGGACACCUUGUUUUAUGAGGAUUUCCAUCUCAAAGAUGUUAUAAGAAGAUUUCAGUCCCUUUAUAAGGAUAAUGCCGAUGCUAACCUGGUUUUAUCGUACACCUGUAAAGAUGAAGAAACUAGGAAAUAUGGGAUUUUGGAGACUGAUGAGGACCAGAGGGUUAGGGCGUUAAGAGAGAAACCUUCUCCCACGGAUACAACAUCAAGACAAGCAUGUCCUUGUUUUUAUGUGUUAUCUAAAGAUACCCUCCAGUCUGUGAGAGAAUUUCUUCAGGAAAAUAAGGAUGCACCCUUAGAGGAAAAAGAUGCUCCAGGUCACUUUCUCUCGUGGCUCGUGAAUAGAAACCCUGUUUAUGUUUAUCACAUAUCUGGCCGUUUUGACGUUGGAAACUUGGAGUCUUACAUAACGUGUGACAAAUAUUUUCAGGAAAAGAUAAAAAAAUGUCCCAAUUAUCUUCAAUGAUCAGGAAUUUAAUAAAUUCACAUUGCAGCACAGCUGAAACA